This is a messenger RNA of Haliotis rubra (blacklip abalone), 1656 nucleotides long. RefSeq names its product high affinity copper uptake protein 1-like. The transcript is spliced from 4 exons. Lineage: Eukaryota; Metazoa; Mollusca; Gastropoda; Lepetellida; Haliotidae. Bases 54 to 542 code for a protein of 162 amino acids. Gene Ontology annotation, molecular function: copper ion transmembrane transporter activity. Gene Ontology annotation, cellular component: membrane. Gene Ontology annotation, biological process: copper ion transmembrane transport. The record is from RefSeq and is a predicted model, not a curated record.
GAAAUAUAACCACAACCAUAUGACCACCAUGAAACCAGGCAUGAUGGGCUGACAUGAUGAACAUGAACGACACCGACUGCUCCAUGCCAGGCAUGAUGAUGUAUUUCCACACAGGAACAUGUGAAUAUGUGUUGUUUGAGAAGAUUAUUAUAAGCAAUGCUGGACAGAUGGGCGGAGCUUGUGUUGUGAUAUUUUUCCUGGCCAUGCUGUACGAGGGGCUGAAGUGUCUCCGAGAGUACCUCAUCCAGAAAAACCAUGUCGGGACCAAGUACUACAACACAACUCUCCCAGCUGGAUCAUCGAAAGAAAACAUGGUCAUGGAAUCGAAGGAAACGGUCCAUGGGAAGAUGCUGAGUGGCAGCCACUUCCUCCAGACGAUCCUCCACAUGGUGCAAGUGUUUGUAAGCUACUGUCUCAUGCUUGUCUUCAUGACGUACAACGUUUGGCUGGGGCUUGCCGUCAUUCUUGGAGCGGGGGCUGGAUAUUUCUUCUUCGGCUGGAAAAGAGCAGUUGUUGUGGACAUUAAUGAACAUUGUCAUUAAAACUUAAACACCAAGUAGAGUAUUCCAGAACUUAAUUUUGUAUAUUUUGUCAAAAAACCCAAACUUAUACAUCUUUGUGAUAAAAUCGAAAGCUUGUAUCAAAACUGAAUACAAGAGAGUUGCAAGAGUUGUACACGUUGUACUAAUGUGAUUAGGUAUUUUAAGUGUGUAUCUUCCAAGGAACUGUCUAUUUGGGCAACAUUAUAUUGUAAUGAUGUUCAGAUGUUUUUGGAAGGGUUUGCCUGGUUGGUUUGUAGUCAGAUUCAGUUUCAUAUAUUUUGUAAGUUUAUAGAGAUUUAAUUUUGAUAAUUGUCUCACAUAAUGCUGUUAAAUUCUGAACAAGAACACUACAUUUUCUUAAAUGGUACUUUAGUAGUAACAAGUGGGAUAAAGGCAUGAAACAAUACUCCCGCAAUGUUUGAAUUGGAACAGUUGCAAAAAAUGUAUGUACAAAAUCAAAUUUUGAUAUUAAAACAUCAGGGUUUUGUCUUUUUUCAUAAAAAACAGGAGAACGACUCUAAAUAUUAAAACUUUAAGACCACACACACACACACAUACACGCAAUACAAUCUAUUUUUUGGACAUUACACAUUCAGUUGUUCUUUUAACAUGAAGGUCCUUGACGAAAGUCUUCGAAGCAAUGAUGUCAUUUAUUGUAUUGUAUGUAAUAUAUGUGAAUGAACUAAUGAUCUGUCAACUCAAAUGUGGCGUUUUAUAACAAACAAGCAAACGUGUGACUUGUGUCUUUCAGGGGUUUCUACCAAACAGAACAGGAUAUGACAUAACCCAUAGAUUAAUGCAAUUGACCCAGUUGUCAAAAUUACAUCCCUUGAAAUUACCUAAAUUUCAUCUGUAUGUGCAUACACAAUGCCAUGUAGAAAGUGGUCAAAUGUAACACAUUAUAUUUGGGAUUACACUUACAGAAACUUACGGGCGACGUUGGCCAAGUGCUUAAAGCGUUCGCUCGUAACACCGAAGACCCGGGUUUGAUUCCCCACAUGGGUACGAAGCCCAUUUAUGGUGUCCCCCGCCAUGAUAUUGCUGGAAUAUUGCUUAAAGCGGCUUAAAACAAUACUCACUCACGACAGAAGGUUACAUCUGUGUGACUGUGGGU